CUCAUGUGUAUCUUUUAUCAUUAAAAAAAACUGAUAAAUAGGAGAGAAUCUGUAGAGACUUAAAUGGGUUAAAGCCCAAUAUAUGCGACAAUAAGCCCAAUAAAUACCUCAACGCAUAUUCAUCUUUUUUCUCAAAUCUUAUCUGAUUUUCUCAUCACUCAUAAAUUCACAAUUCAGUGAUCGUCAUUUGCCCAAUCACAAAACCAAUGGGAUCAACUAAUAAACUCUGGAGCCGUAAACCAGACGUCAAAACCGGGAAAUCAGAAUUUCCGGUUACCAGAUUCCUCCGUACACAAAUCGAUAACAUCAAGACAACAACCGUCGGUCCCGGAAUCGGCGGCGGCAUUGGCUGCGGCGCUGGAAUCGGCAUUGGUCUCUCCGGCGGGCUCGGAAUAGGUGCCUCUGAAGGACUUGACCAUUCUAACGUGGUUCUUGGAUUCGGUAUUGGUUGUGGUAUCGGGUUCGGGUUUGGAUACGGAUUUGGAGUUGGCGGCGGGUACAGUUUCGAUGACAUCAAAGAGAGAUUUGACCUAUGAAAAAAAGCUCCGGUUCAUAAUUCCGGGUCGGGUUUGGGUAAAAGAUUUUUAAAGCAUUAUGUUAAUUUUGUACUGUAUUAACAGUUUUGUUAAUUAUAUAAGUUCAAUAAAAAUAUCCUCCCUUGUGUCCUUUUAUUUUUCAUAAUAAUAUCACAAUUAUGAAUGAUUAACAGAAAAACCAUAAAAAUUAUCACAUGAAAUUUAU
Molecule: messenger RNA, 741 nt
Organism: Arabidopsis thaliana (thale cress)
Lineage: Eukaryota; Viridiplantae; Streptophyta; Magnoliopsida; Brassicales; Brassicaceae
Product: glycine-rich protein
Exons: 1
Coding region: 207-536 (109 amino acids)
Source: RefSeq, marked reviewed